AUGGCGACCUUUGCCAACUCCUUCUGGGCUCCGGACUACGCAGCAGGUCUGGGCGUCCUGUUCGGGAAGUUACAGCAAGGUGUGCAGGAGAAUGAGCAGAUACUCACCAUAGCGCGACUGCGCGCCGAGUCAGAAGAUGCUUACGGACAAAAGCUUGGUGAAAUCGAGGCAGCGACGAGUAGGAUUGACGGAGGCUUUCAGCGAGACGAUGGCGCAAGCGUCAAGAAAGCAUACGAAGGUGUUCGUUCGGAGAUGGCAGAAGCGGCGCGCAACCAUCGUAAGAUAGGCUCUAACAUUCGCGAGUUAGUCGUCAACCCGUUCGGUCGCUGGUGCGACCAACAUGCGGCACGGAUACAGAACAGUCAGGAUGAUUUGCAAGGGCGUAUGAAGGCGCUCGACCGGCAAGCUGAGACUGUAAGGCAGUAUCGUAGUGCGUACUACAACAAAUGCCGGAGGUUGGAAGAUCUUGACGAGGAGGAGAAGCUUGCGUUUCAAGACCCCGGUUCUGCAGCUGCAGUCGGUUCGCCGAAGAUCCAACCUCAGACUGUUCCGAGCAUUAAGGUAGAAGAACAGGUCGCAGAAGGGGAGCCUAUCGAGAUAGGCGAUCAGACUUACCAGCCUGAUCAAGUCAAAGAGAUGCUAACACAUGCGCUGGAAAACGUUCCACUUGGCGAGCAUAAAGUGCCAGUGCUUGGAACGUACCAGAACGUCUCAACAGGCGCGGACGUCACAGAGUACAUCCAGAAACACAUGGGCGGCACCUCAGUUGCAUUUGCCGAGCGCAUAGGACAAGACUUCAUUGAUCAUGGUUUCCUGCGACUAAUUGGUGGCAUGGGCAGCACCUUCGCGAAUAGCAGCAGGAUGAACUAUCAGUGGAAAGCCAAAGCCUUUCAGAUCGCCGGCAUCCCCGAGAAGCGACCGAAAGCGACCGGACGUGUAGCGACACUUGCAUCCUCCGAUAGCUCAACACCAGGUAGCCCGGUCGUCGGCGAUCGCAUGAGCGAGAUACUUGGCGGCUGGAAUCCACUGAAUAAUGCACAUCCGAAUGAGACACCUGGCGAGAAGCUGCGGCGAGAAGCGCAUGAUGCAGACGAACGCUACAAAGCUGCCGUUCGCAAGCUGGAUGGCUUACGCUGUAACCUUGAGGAAGCCAUGAUCGAGCACCUCAAAUUCAUGGAACGGUGCGAGCUCGAUCGUCUUAAAGCAAUCAAGAGCGUGAUCCUAGACUUCAGUGGCGCAAUCAGCAACGUCAUUCCAAGCUUGCAGAGUACUGUAGACAACAUGAUGCUGUUUCAGGAGACUAUACAACCACCGAAUGAUCUGCGCUAUAUCAUGGAGAGUUACCGCACUGGCAGCUACAUACCAAAAGUGACGGUAUACGAGAACUACUACAAUAAGGUGGACGAGCAGACCUUUGGCGUGGACGUCGAAGCGCGAGCGAGAAGUGAUCGCAAGCGUGUACCGCUGAUUGUGACCACGAUACUGACUUUCUUGGACUCGCAUUACCCGGACCUCAACGGCGACGCCCCGCGGAGAGACAUCUGGAUCGUCGACGUGCCACUUGCGGCAACUCACCAUCUUCGAAACCUUGUUAAUACUGGAAAGCCAAUUGACCCAGAGAUUCUGGAGAAGUACGAGAUACCGAUCGUGGCAGCUGUACUGAAGCUCUACCUGCUCGAGCUCCCGGAUAGCUUGGUCAGCUCGCACGUGUACGAGAUUGUGAAAACGAUAUACACCACAACCGCGCAGUCAGCAUCAGAGACUGCGCGGAUUCAAGUUGUCCAGUCAACGCUCGGACAGCUGAGGCUGGCCAACAUCGCCACACUGGACGCACUCAUUACGCACUUGACGCGCCUUAUCGAACUCACGAGUGCGGAUGAUGCCUACGUGACAACCUUAGCGAACGUGCUUGCUCCAUGCAUAUUGCGGCCAAAACAAGAGUCUGGCUUGAGCAUGGCUGAGAAGUACAACGUGCGUCUUGUCCGCGACCUCUUGGCGCACAAAGACGAGAUCUUCGGCGAACUGAAGCGGCAGUGGACUCUAACGCACACCAACUCCGGUGCCACCCGUUCGACUCGAGCAGUCAGUAUGGACGAGUCGAAGCGGAGAGAACACAUGGAGGAGCGUCAACGCGCCAUAUUGGCAGCGCAAGCCGGUGGCAACAAAGCACCUCCGCGGCAACCAAGUCCCAGCCCGAGCGUAGGCUCUCGCGUACCUCUGCCGGACGGAGCAGGUCACCGGCGUGACCGGAGUAGGGGAGCAGACACGCGGUUCCCUAUCGCGACCACUGUGCAAGCUCAGACCGACAAGCGGCUGAUCAAGCCUCCACCGCCUACGUCGAAGUACAAGAUCAACAAUCCGGACUCCGAAGCCAGCUCGGCCACUGCGGAUGCUGAGACUGUAGAAGGGGCUCCCAUUAAGCGCGACAGCCUGAACCGCUCUGGAGCUCGUGGCUACCCACCUCGCAAGGGUACGGGUGGCCUGCAAAGGCAAAGCCUAGUGAUGAGCAAGCAUGGCGGGGCUGACAUAGGCGACUAUGUCGAAUCGCCAGUCGACACGACGAGAUCUGGACACAUCAACGAAGGGGCACCAAGCACGACCGGCGUUCAGCUUGAGGACAAGCCGAUGGACUUUGACUAG
This is a messenger RNA of Baudoinia panamericana UAMH 10762, 2640 nucleotides long. RefSeq lists its product as uncharacterized. The record is from RefSeq and is a predicted model, not a curated record. Gene Ontology annotation, molecular function: GTPase activator activity. Gene Ontology annotation, cellular component: division septum; cell division site; cytoplasm. NCBI's taxonomy places the organism in Eukaryota, Fungi, Ascomycota, Dothideomycetes, Mycosphaerellales, Teratosphaeriaceae. The coding region runs from base 1 to 2640 and encodes 879 amino acids. The transcript has 3 exons. Gene Ontology annotation, biological process: cytoskeleton organization; small GTPase-mediated signal transduction.